AUGGCGUGCCAUCUUCAGCGACCUUUUCUCUUCGGAGCUCAUGAAUCGUGCCGUUUCUCCACCCGUUCUCCAGUCAAUCGCUCUUUCAAACCAGCGGCGCGUAGUUCCUCGUCUCGCCAGCCGUUCGUAACCAUUCGCAGCCAAGGCGAUGCGCAUUGCAACUCAGCAGCCAAUGAUUAUCUGCCAGCAGAGCGCGCAAUCCCUCUCAUCCGUUCCACGUCGGCAACCCCGGCCGCAUCGGGCCCACAACGAGAGCAGCUGGGACUAUACGGGGACGCGAAACGCGUAGCAGGUGCAACCCAGGGAAGUGUUAACUGGGCUCGAUUGCGCAACCAAAUCGGCGUGACCUCCGUGAGCGCAGCAUCCGUUUCUUCCGCGCAUAGGCGGAAGGAGGUGCGCGGAUUCGUGGAGGAAGACGCGUCGCAGUGCGGGACCGGCGGAGACCAGAGCGAUGCGGAGUCAAAGCGCGCGGAGUUCGAGGCAGGAUGGCAGAGUGGUUCCGAGGGAUCAAUGCCGCUGAUGGCGGCGCCGGAUGCGGCGCCAGGCGCGGCGAAAAGCUGUUCUCCCAGCGACGAGUUCGCGUGUACGAUUGCCGGAUGCACCCACGUCCACAGCAACGUAGGCUCCAUGCGGAGGCUAGGAAACCUCUCAGAAACCUCCUUCCGAGCAGCUCCGCUGGCGGAAUCCCGGCCUGUGCAGAGCGGUACCAAGGGUUUUAACCUGGGUCAAUUUCUGUCGCAGCUGCUGCCGUACGUGGUGGUGGCGACGGCGGUGUCGGCGCUGACGUGGCCGGCGACGUUCGCGUGGUUCAGCAAGCAGUACUACGCGCCCGCACUGGGCGGCAUCAUGCUCUCCAUCGGCGUGCAGCUCUCCGUCGAGGACUUCAAGGCCGCCAUUGAGAAGCCCGUCCCCGUCCUCCUGGGCCUCCUAGUGCAGUAUGCAGUCAAGCCGCUCAUCGCGGCCGCCAUAGCCACCUCCUUCCGCCUGCCGCCCGCGUUCGCCGCGGGCUUCCUCCUCACCGCCAGCGUCUCCGGCGCGCAGCUCUCCAGCUACGCGUCCUACCUGGCAAAGGCUGACGUGGCGCUCUGCAUCGUUCUCACCAGCCUCAGCACCUUCGCCUCCGUGGCACUCACGCCCAUCCUCACCUCGCUCCUGAUUGGCUCAGCCGUCCCGGUCGACCUCCUAGCCAUGGCCAAAUCAAUCCUGCAAGUCGUCAUCCUCCCGGUCUCCCUCGGCCUCAUCCUGAACACCUACGCACGGAAAUUCGUCGAUCAAAUCCGACCAAUCAUGCCGCUGCUAGCCAUAGUCUGCACGUCUCUCUGCAUAGGCAGCCCGCUAGCCAUCAACCGCUCUCAAAUCGUCUGCCUGAGCGGCCUCCUGCUGCUGCCGCCUGUGCUCGCCUUCCACCUCGCGUCCUUCGCCGCUGGGUUCUGGUCCGCGAAGCUCCCCGGAAUGGCGCAGAGCGAUGACGUGGCGAGGACGUUAUCCCUAUGCGGGGGCAUGCAGAGCAGCACGCUGGCCAUGCUGCUGGCGUCUCAGUUCCUCGGCUCCACCCACACGGUGCCUGCCUCGGUCUCUGUUGUGCUCAUGUCUAUCAUUGGGCUCAGCCUCGGAAGCUUCUGGGGGUCAGGAAGGAAGCUUCUGGACUGGAACUUGUCUGGGCCUGUUGUGGGGGCGCAGGCAUACACUGCUCCUUCUGAGGCGUAG
Molecule: messenger RNA, 1707 nt
Organism: Closterium sp. NIES-65
Lineage: Eukaryota; Viridiplantae; Streptophyta; Zygnematophyceae; Desmidiales; Closteriaceae
Source: the annotation of a GenBank genome assembly